Messenger RNA from Coregonus clupeaformis (lake whitefish), 1163 nucleotides. RefSeq lists its product as uncharacterized. NCBI's taxonomy places the organism in Eukaryota, Metazoa, Chordata, Actinopteri, Salmoniformes, Salmonidae. The coding region runs from base 192 to 941 and encodes 249 amino acids. The transcript has 6 exons. The record is from RefSeq and is a predicted model, not a curated record.
GCUUUGGUGUCUCAUUGUACUGUAGUACAGAGAUGGUUCAAAAUAUGCAAGGAAGGUUAGCAUAUUCUGAUAGCAAUUCAAAACCUUGCAUAAACUAAAUGGUGUAGAGUCGAGAGUUACGAGACGGAAGAGAAGCUACUGCUGUGGAUACAUUCUCUUCAUUUUAAAAUCUAAAUAGCUCUGUAGAUGUGAUGGAAACACGGCAUAUCCUGGUCUGGCGUAUUUGUCUGAUCCUGGCCCUCUUGCUCCACCCACACCAGUGCCUGUCAGUGUAUUUCCAGAACCAGGGUCUCCUUUACGUGGCUCUGGGGAGAGAUCUGGUCCUGCUGACCCAGUUCCAGAUUACACCAACAGAGAAGAUCAUCAUGGUGACUUGGGACCGCGAGACUGAGAAGGGUCAGGGACAGGUCAGGCUGGCCAAUCACCAAGAUGCACCUGGCAAUCCUCUAGACCAGAAGGGGGCCUUAUUUAGGGUGGCGAAUAUAAGUUCAUCUAACUAUGGAGUCUACACCAUCACUGUGACUGACCAGAUGGGGAACGAGGAAUCCUCAAAGUUACUUGUUAGAGAGAGUGUUGCUGCUCCUGUGGCGUCUUUGUCGCUCCAGUGUGAGGUGGCCAAUGACAGGGCACAGUGGGACAGCCCAGUGUUUUCCUGGUUGGUGGAUGGGGUUGAGGCGUCCAAUCAGACAACCAAUCUCUCUACAGAUGGCAGGAGACUCUAUGUGUCUGGAAUGAAGGGCCACAACUACACCUGUGUUGUCAACAGCAGUCUGGGGACUAGUGUUACAUACUACAUCACUGAUUCUUCUACACCAUCCCAAAGUAACCAGACCUUUGAGACUCUGUGUGGUGUACUAUUGGCCAUCAUCAUAGUGCUUCUAAUCAUAUGUGGACAUCUCUGUUGGAGAUGCAAGCAGCAGAGGACGAAUGGGAUUAUAUGACCUGAGGAGGUCCAUCGCUUUCCAUUAUCAUUCUUAUUUAUGACACUUUGUUACUGUUACACACUGCGCGAUCACACAAUUCCUUGGCACAUGCAGAGACCGUAUGAUAUGAGGAGUUUAAUGUAAUAUUCUAUUGAAACAAGUCACACUACCAGACAUCAAAGAUCAUUCCUAUCAAGAGCUUUGGAACUAUGCACCAUGAAUAAAAUAUAUUGAAAUGCC